This is a messenger RNA of Rosa chinensis, 1449 nucleotides long. RefSeq names its product exosome complex component RRP43. Lineage: Eukaryota; Viridiplantae; Streptophyta; Magnoliopsida; Rosales; Rosaceae. The coding region runs from base 193 to 1095 and encodes 300 amino acids. Gene Ontology annotation, biological process: U5 snRNA 3'-end processing; nuclear mRNA surveillance; nuclear polyadenylation-dependent mRNA catabolic process. The record is from RefSeq and is a predicted model, not a curated record. Gene Ontology annotation, cellular component: nuclear exosome (RNase complex); cytoplasmic exosome (RNase complex). The transcript is spliced from 9 exons.
AAAACGGGUAUGGGUUAUGAGCCCCGGAGCGUAAAACGGGUAUGGUCACAGCAACCUAGCUAUUUACUUGACCCGCCCAGUUCCACAGCCUUUGUGUCUCCUUGUUUCGUCUCGCAAAUUCUGUGUGUGUCUCUCUCAACUCGGAAGCUCCAACAGAUACACAUAGCAUUAUAAUAAACUCGACAGGAGAGAAUGGGAUUGCCUGAUUCUUCUGGAGGUUUGCUGUCUGAAUUGGACGUCGAUGCUUUCAGACGCCUAUUUCCUCUUCGGUUUUAUGAGAGCCAUCUUGCCAAGUCCACACGCCCUGAUGGCAGGCCACUUGACAAAGCUAGAGACACUUCCUCAGCCCUUGGGGCCGUUGCAUCUGCGGAUGGAUCAGCGCUAGUAAAAAUUGGUUCGACGACAAUGUUGGCUGCUAUAAAAAUGGAAGUCAUGACCCCUUCUCAAGAGUCACCAGAUGAGGGAUGCAUAGCAAUUGAAUUCCACAUGCCUCCAAUUUGCUCUCCAAUUGUAAGGCCUGGCAGGCCAGCUGAGGCAGCACCUGUUGUGUCAAAACAGCUAUCUGACACUAUUUUAAGUUCCGGCAUGAUUAAUUUGAAGGAAUUAUCCUUGAUUAGUGGAAAAGCUGCUUGGAUGGUCUACCUGGACAUAUACUGUUUGGAUGCUGAUGGUGCUCUAUUUGAUGCUGCUUUGCUGUCAGCAGUCGCUGCCUUUUCUCACUUGCAGAUUCCUGUAGUUUCUAUGAAUGAUGAAGGGAAAGUAGUAGUCAUGUCUGAGGAAAAUGAGGGAGGAAAGGAGCCAGUCAAUAAAGAGAAGAGGAAACUCACGUUAUGCAGUAUUCCAUUUUCACUAACAUGCAUACUUUAUAAGAAUUACAUCUUGGCGGACCCUACAGCAGAGGAAGAGUCGAUCAUGGAAACCCUUGUAACCGUGGUUUUGGAUUCAUCUGGUCAACUUGUGUCUCUUUACAAGCCAGGUGGAUCAGUUCUUGCCUAUACAUCAGCUAUCCAGGAUUGUGUGGCACUCACUAGGCAAAGAGUGAGGGAGCUUCAGACAAUUCUAGACGAAGCCACCGCUGGUAUGGAGGUCGAUUAGUUUCAUCUUUCAUCUCCUAAGGGAAUGUCUUUUCUAUUUACAUCUUAUUCUGGCCUUAUUUUGUAUUGAUAUUGGUUACUCUAGUGAAAGGCUUCAGAAAGGUAGCAUUAAUAGUCAAAUAUUGAAUCACUAUGUGAAACUGUUCUGCAAUCUUUUGUUGGCAUACGUCUUAAUGUUUAUUGUCACAUUGUUAGAGCAAUUAGCAGUUGUGGUAAUUCAAAUUCCUUGAAAUUUGGAUGCCAUGGGUUGCUUUCUGUGUGCACAAAGCUUGUUACUGUACUUGCGUGGCGCUCACUAUAUCUGUUCUAAAUUGGUUGGAGUUACAUACAUGUUCAUCAUACUGUUUUUUGAGGA